GGUCUCUGAAAACGACCACGUGAUACAACUACGCCUUACUACAACCCACUUCGCAUCGUUUGUCAAUUAUUCACCCAUGGAUACCUCUUAUCAAGCUUCAUCAUCCUCGGUGCCCACCAAGAAGCCCGAUUUGAAGCGGAAACUCGUUGUUGUUGGUGAUGGUGGAUGCGGAAAAACAUGUCUUCUCAUAGUUUACGCUGAGAACCGUUUCCCGGAGGCGUAUAUUCCGACAGUAUUCGAGAAUUAUGUCACUCAAGUCCAUUUUGAAGGAAAGGAGGUUGAACUAGCGUUGUGGGACACAGCAGGCCAAGAGGAAUAUGAUAGAUUGCGGCCACUCAGUUACCCUGAGAGCGACGUAAUCUUGAUUGUGUUUUCUAUCGACUUUCCGACUAGUCUUGCGAAUGUGCAGGACAAGUGGUAUCCUGAAGUUGCUCAUUUCUGUGAAGGCACACCGCUCAUACUCGUCGGCACCAAGAUUGAUCUUCGAGGCGACGAGCAAACUAAGCGCAUGCUCGGUGCACAAGGGCAGAAAGCUGUUUCGUCUCAACAAGGUGCUGCAGUUGCCAAGGAAAUCGGAGCAAAAUACAUAGAAUGCUCAGCAAAAACAGGACAAGGUGUUCGGGACGUAUUCAAUCUCGCGCUGAAGGAGAGCAUGAAGGGCAUGUGGGGAAAGAUAGUUAAAAGACGACCACCGUGCGUCGUCAUCUGAAGGAAGGCAAGCUCCAUAAUCCGCCAGCACAUUCGGCGAGAUGUUUGGCCAUGGACAUUUCCUGGUUUGACUGCUCUGGGACUGCUUUGUUGUAUUCCCUCUUUCUUUUUGCAAGGAGGAUCGAUAGGCCGGAACUACACUGACGUCUUACCUCCACUUACCCGCAUUACAUAUGGGAACGAGUGCAUCACCUUCUGUACCAUCUUAACUUAAUGUACACUGUUUUGAAUAUCGCGAAUUGCUUAAUCUUCCACAUCUU
This is a messenger RNA of Marasmius oreades (fairy-ring Marasmius), 968 nucleotides long. RefSeq names its product GTP-binding protein Rho1 (gene RHO1). Gene Ontology annotation, biological process: small GTPase-mediated signal transduction. Bases 77 to 709 code for a protein of 210 amino acids. Lineage: Eukaryota; Fungi; Basidiomycota; Agaricomycetes; Agaricales; Marasmiaceae. Gene Ontology annotation, molecular function: GTP binding; GTPase activity. The record is from RefSeq and is a predicted model, not a curated record. The transcript has 4 exons.